This is a messenger RNA of Paramecium octaurelia, 2431 nucleotides long. Lineage: Eukaryota; Ciliophora; Oligohymenophorea; Peniculida; Parameciidae. The record is from the annotation of a GenBank genome assembly.
AUGUUCUAAACAACCAGCAGUAUAAAUUCUUAGCAAUCUCCAAAUAGAUUUAAGUUCAAGUCUAAAGUUAGGUAUAGAAUAUGAAUGAGUUUAGUUUUUUCAAUGACAAUAUGGUACCUGCCACCACAACUAAGAUUACAAUGCAAUACAAAGAAUUAUUAAGAAAUAUGUUGGCAUCAUUAUAAGAGAAAGCCUCAUUUGCUAAUCUAAGUGAGUUUGAUUCGUUGAAGUCAAAUCAAAUGGCAGUUUCAAUAUAGAGUUGUUAUAAUCCAAAGUUCAAGAGCACUGGUGUAGAUGAGACAAAAGAAGCAUUUUAUGAUCUUCUGGAUGAAAUAAAACAAACAAUAAAUAGAAAGUAUUAGUUUUCGAAAUAUAUAACUUAGAUAUCCAUUCAUUAAGUUGUUUCGUUAAUAAAUCAAUCAUCCUGAUCACUAUUUAUAGAUUCAACUAUUCUAACCAGAUGUUCAUGCAGUUGUUUUGUAUUCCCGUCAAUUUUCAAAAGAAUAAAUCACACCUAAGUUGAUUGGAGAUUUAGUAUGGCUGCAUUUAAAGAAAUUUAAUUUAACAGUUAAUGUUGAUUGUCCAAUCAAACAUGUGGUUCCAGUUUGUGAAGAUGGAAUGCAAAAAAGCAUUUUGGAAGGACUUUAAGUGACUGUCCGUUAGAGAGAAGCACCUACUUUGUAAUCAGCUUAAACUCCAACAAAGUAGAUUGUAAUAAGGACUUCAUUUUGUUAAUAAGCAAGUAGUGGUUAGAAGAGUGCGUCUAAAUUAGAUAUUUACAAAAGCACAGAAAAUAUUCGAGAUAUGGAAAAGUCAGUAAGAGUUUACUUUUCGCCUACAAAAUCUCAGGCAUGGAUGACUUAAACUAAUGUUUCAUAAAUUGAUCUUUCUGGUUCAAAACAGAAAGUAUAAUCACCUGAAAAGAAAUUCACUGUUAAAUUAUUUUCUUAGACAAUUCCAAUCACUUGUUUUGAAGAAGCUAAAUUUAUUGAUUUAGUUUAGUAAACAAACUAAUAUGAAAUAGAAAUAAGUGGGAAUUGCAUACAAACAACUAAAUCAUAACUAAAUGUAGAUGAAUUACUCGAUGAGAACACCGACACUGUUUAUGUGUCUACAAGAGUGGAAAGAACAGAUCUUAUUAAAUGCAUGGUCAAAGCUCCUGAAGAUGCUACUAUUAAUAUUACUAAGAACAUAACUGAAACAUUAACCUAUGAUGCUAAUGAAUAGGCAUUUAUAUUUUAUGGAAGAGACAAGUAAGAAUAUGUUAUUGAUGUUUCAAAAAAGGAUUGCUUUUCCUAAAAGAGGACGAUCUUUUUAUAAGGAAAUACAGAUGUGAAAAUUGUAUUCGAUUUAGUAAGUUGUGUAGAAACUACUCUUUAAUUUAGAGUUUACAAUAUUCUACUAAAAAGUGGACAACAUAAAGACAUUGAAAAUUGUAGAUUGGAAGUGUUCUAAUCCGAUUAAGCUGAUUAAGAACCUAUUAUUGGUAUAACAAAUGAAUAGGGAUUGUUUAAUUGUCCAGGAUUGAUGUUCAAGUAAGUUAGAGUCCAUGCCUAACGAAAAGGAUUCUUAUAAGUUUCCUAUGAUUUUGAUGUUUUAGCCAAUUCAACUGGUUAAAUACUUAAUAUCCCAAUGAUACCUGAUUACUACAGUCUUAUUAAUCAAUAUCAUAUCCUAAUUUAUGUUCCCAAUAAAAAUAACUUUUAACUUGACUACUCAAUGAUAUGUCCAGGUAUAAUUAAUAUUAUAAAUAUUAGAUGGUGUCAAAAUUGAUUCUAAGAAUAGAUCACAUAAUGUAGUGAAAUCCAAAUUAGAAAUUAAUAGAAUUAACCAAUCAACUAUGCUAUGGAAUUUCUCUGUUCAUGUUUAAUCAUUAGAUCCUUUUUUGUCCGAUAAUUGUUACUAAUUUUUUAUUAAUAACCAAAAACCUAAAAGAAAAUUGUUAUGUUAAGAGCCGUUAUCACCAUAAUGCAAAGAAAAUAAUGGCACCACAUCAAGCAAGGCCUCAUGUUUUAAGACUGUAAAUCUAAAUGACAUGUUCUUAAAAACGAGAGUCAUGUAGACUGAGAUCAAAACCUUUGUCAGACAAGAAAGCGAUGUUAUUGCAUAGAAGAUCAACAAUUUCUGUGCUGAAGAUUCUGUCAGAAUAUUUGUUACUUUUGGACACAAAGUUUUGGAAACCUUCAUGAUUCAAACCAAUUUACUUAUGCAAAAUGAAAAAUGUUUUGGAGUCAUUGAUUGUAAUUAUCAAGUUAAUAUUUUCUAGUGGAUAAAAGACUGUUUAUCAGAGAUAAUGACACCACUUAACAAAAUAUUAAGAGAAAUCUAUCCAAAAUGCCAACUUUCAAAAAAGACAUGAAAAAUGCAAAUGAGGAUCGCACUAUGACUACUAUUUUAUCCCAUAUUACCAAUCAAAGGUUUUAGGAAUGAC